This is a messenger RNA of Terrapene triunguis (Three-toed box turtle), 1398 nucleotides long. Its product is annotated as bone morphogenetic protein 2-like. The coding region runs from base 1 to 1398 and encodes 465 amino acids. The record is from RefSeq and is a predicted model, not a curated record. Gene Ontology annotation, cellular component: extracellular region. The transcript has 5 exons. Lineage: Eukaryota; Metazoa; Chordata; Testudines; Emydidae. Gene Ontology annotation, biological process: SMAD protein signal transduction. Gene Ontology annotation, molecular function: cytokine activity; growth factor activity.
AUGACCACACCACCACCAAGUGGGUGCUCAGAUUUGUCAUGCAAAUGUGGGGUGGAUUUCUCAGCCCAUUUGGGAGGCUUGGCUGCCAGUGACAAGUACCUGCUGGAGCUCUGCACUCCUCAAAGACUCCAGACCAGAGCACACCUGAGCUGCAGCUGCACUUCUCCUGUAACAGCCGAAGCGGAUCCAGUUGACAUGGCGGCAUCCCAGGCCUGGAGCUGCCUCGCAUUGCUGCUCCUGCUGCUCUGUGACCCCGCUCGCUUGUCCAGGGUACCCGUGCGGACGCAGAGGAAAGGGAUUCUCGCCGAAGCCAUGCGGAGACUGCAGGAGGUCUUUGACAUUGAGGCCUUGCCCCAUGAUGUCCUGCCUCACAGGAAGCCACCACAGUUUAUGGUAGAUCUUUUCAAUAAGGUGGCAGAUUCCAACGGGAUCACGAAGGUCCCAGGGCUGCUGGAAGGCAACGUGGUGCGGAGCCUUGAAGACCGAGAUUAUUUUGAUCAGUCUUAUUUCUACUUCAACAUCUCUUCGGUUGGGAGGAAUGAACAAAUGCUAAAAGCUGAGCUCAGAGUUUUCAAGCUAAAUAAAAACCAUGUGCCUCAAAAAUCUUUUUGGCAACAUUUUCUCAAAGUGGAUGUGUAUGAGCUUUUGGACAGGGGAAGUAAGCUGCAGAGAAGAAAUCUCAUUUCAUCCAGACUACUGUCUUUGUAUACCGAAGGCUGGGAGGUGUUCAAUGUCACGCAGACAGUUUCCAAAUGGUUUGGAAACAGCAGCACUAACCAUGGCUUUUUGAUCACUACAACUCAUCUAUCUAAAACCAAAAUGGAAUCCAACUUCGUCAAGUUUGCCAAGAGCCGGCACAAUAUGCGAGACAGUAGGAAUGCUUUCUUGGUCCUCUUCACCAAUAAUGACAGACAGAAAUCUUCCAGCUUCCUGCCCUCUUCCACUGAAUUCCAGCCAUCCUUGCCUGAAGACGAUACUUCAUCACACCUACCUCACCAAAAUGAGGUCUUUGCAAACAUCAGAGUGAACAAAAGCAGAAGAAUUCGGGAUACCGCCUUCUUCUCCCCCAAAGACCAAAUUGUGCCAUGCCAGCUCAAUGAUCUCUUCGUCGACUUCCAUGAAAUUGGUUGGGCAGGGUGGAUCAUUUCCCCACGUGGCUACAAGGCUUAUUAUUGCAAAGGGGCCUGCCUGUUCCCCUUAGGGGAAAGUCUAAGAGCGACCAACCAUGCUACCGUCCAGUCCAUAGUGCAUACGCUGAAACUGUCCAAAGACGUCAGCACGCCGUGCUGUGUCCCAGACAAACUGAGUUCCAUCAGCAUUAUGUACUUUGACGACAAUGAGAAUGUUGUCCUUAAGAAUUAUAAAGACAUGGUGGCCACGAGUUGUGGUUGUCACUAA